AUGUUCUCAUCAGUACUCCAGGAGCAUCACCAAGUAAUCAUCUCAGCGAUGUGGAUGAUCACUCUAUCCAUCAUCCCACCAGACUUGGUACGGAUUGGAGCGCUCCUGGUCGGUGGUGUAAUAUGCAUCUGCGAUAUCAUGAACGCCAUGCGCCCGCAAGUCCUCAUGAAAAAGCUGCAACUUCGAUUUCUGAUCUUGGAGGAAAAAAUUCAAGACACAGUCGAUAGUGGCAUUAUUCACCAGUCGGAUACAAAUUUCACUGCUCGAAUCGAGAUGAAGAUGGGAAGACUUCGAUACAGGACCUUCGAGCUCCACGAGAGGACGCUUUUGGCGUCGGAGGGGAUUCUACAAGAGAUAAAGGCUGUCUGGAAGGGUCACUCCUUCGAGAUUAAUGUGUGCAUUCGGGAUGUCAAAUACCUGGAAAGGGACGUCGAGAUAAACCGCGCAAAAAUUCUGAAGAACCGGUAUCAUUCAUGGAGUUUGUGCACAUUUGACGGCGGGCGUAUGGAACGACUUUCAAAAACUGAGGACCGAACAGGACUGAACUGGUUUUGCGACCGCUUACCUUGCGCUUACCGUGACGGUGCACCGCAAGUUGUCGAACAUCAAACACAUACUACUCCUUUUGACGAAAUCGUCUGCAGCUCAGCAGACAGCGGCAAAUUGACCUACUGGUACGGCAAGCACCAACUCUUCACCACCCUCUCCCAGCCCAUAUCUAUCGUCAACCUCAACUCCACAAAUCCGAAGACUACAGCCUCGUUGGAUUCAAAACUCUCGCAGUCGAGGUACCCAACCCCCCUCUCCUUCUCAAACAAUCUCACGCACUCCCAGCCUCAGGACAAAACCUCAAUGAUCAAUCUCACCUGCGUCAUCAACCGUGCAACAAGGUACAGCUACAUCACUCCUCCCUCCUCAAAUCCACCCCAUGGUACUCUCAACGACACCGCCGCACCUCCAUCCAUCUGCGCUCUUCUCAAGCGCUGUGGGGGAGAUGAAGGGGAUACGAAGCGACAUAGAACUUUUCUUCAAAUUUCUCUCAUGCCCGAACUGCGAACUAGAACCGACCACUCGAGCCCGGACCAGAACUGGAACCGUAACCGAACUGUCCGUUCGGUUCUGCCAGUUCGUCAACCAGACCACGUCAUUCAGCCUUCACCCAACCUUCCAGAGGCAAAUCAAAAGCAGGACUCGUCGGGCAGUUUGAAACUGAUUCGCUCCUCGCAAGGACUCUCCUCUCACUCUCUCCCCAGCGCUCAUUUUUUCUCGAUCCAGAACGAUAUCUCAUCUCUUGUCAAUGACUCCAACCUGUGGGAGAUUCCCUUCCUACGCACUGGCAAUGUCCGCAGCCCUCCCCCCGCCAACCCCCCUGCAAAUUUCAAGGACCGUGACCAAAUAAUCUCAGAAUGGACUGAGCCAAUCCACUACCCCAUCAUUUUGAGUUUAGGAAACUCGGAGGUUACGCAAAAAGCGGUGAAUACUAUGAGCGAACACUACAAGCCUUAUGCCCCGUUGAACCUUUGUUUAUGGGGCAACCAUGCGACACCUGAAGUGUUAAUUACAAAUCAAUUGCAACUCUUUUUGCUAGCAGCGAAGGAACCCCUCUUCUCAUAUACACGGACCACACCCACUCCCUCCGACUCCCAACAGUCCAACUCAGCUGGAUUGGUCAACUACUUGAACGACAAGGAUUCCGCCCUCCUCCCGAAAGCGCCCAGUAACCGACAGGAAAAUUCUCUGACCAGUCCACCCUCAUUUCCGUCCCCGCUUCCUCUGACCCCGACGCACACAUUCGCGACGUGCCCAUGCUUCAAAUACAUCAUCAUCGCAUGUCAAGGAUCCGAAGGUGAACUCCCUAACACGUUCAAGAGGAAAGCGUUGAAGCAUUGCAUCAUCACGGCUCUAGUCUACGAUAAAGAUUCGUCUUUACGAUGGCAAAUCAAGCUCUUAUAA
This is a messenger RNA of Laccaria bicolor S238N-H82, 1953 nucleotides long. RefSeq lists its product as uncharacterized. Bases 1 to 1953 code for a protein of 650 amino acids. Lineage: Eukaryota; Fungi; Basidiomycota; Agaricomycetes; Agaricales; Hydnangiaceae. The transcript has 17 exons. The record is from RefSeq and is a predicted model, not a curated record.